CUACGCUGGUGUGCUCGGAACACGUGGAAGACAAAGUCGCCCAUCCGUACCCCGGGGUGGCUGCACCGUCUCAUCAUUUCAGCUUCCGUCCGGAAAGCCGACAGGGAUGGAUCAGCAUCACUCGCAAAGGAAUUUGGGUCGAAAUGAAGCUUGACUUCCCAGCGACUGGGCGAUCUUGUUUCAGAUGCCGCCCAUAACCCUUCGCAGGAGCACGAAGGCUACCCGGGCCACGAGUACGAGUAUCGAGUUGCUGGCACGCAAACACCGCACCCGAGUAACAAAGAUCUUAGAAAGGCGGAAGCUUCGACGAACACGGAGCCAUGGCCAAGUGAUUUGGAAAAGGACAAAGGCUCGUUCUUCCUGGACCGGAUAGUCCUCUGGACGCUGGCCUUCGUUGUCGUGUUCGCCAUGAUUGUCUGUGUUGUGGCCAUCUACGCCACGCGGAUAAGCACGGACUCGACGACGAUAGUCGAGCCUACGCCCUCCGAAACGGAGGACCUGCUGGACGAGAUGGCCAACGCGAAAGAGGUCUUGAGGGACGUGUUCAUAAGCACCACCCCGGGGACCAUGACAUCUCCCAUUUUGGCGGAGACGGAUGGCGACUAUGAAAUCACUACGACAAAGGAUAAUACAGAAUCACCCCCGACCACCACCUUCGACUAUUCAACGAAGGUUGAGCGACACCCGGAUGGCUCCAGCGAUACAAUCGUCUAAGUGGCGGCAAUGGCACAGGAUAUUGAGGGCAGGUGGCUCCGUGAAAGACUGUCAAGGAGAAGUACCACCUAGGUGUGUUCAAGAGGACAUAACAAAAAAAGAACACCUGCAGCAUGACAUAAUCUGCCUACUGCUUCCAUGCACUGUCUGGCUAUUAGCAACAUAUGUGCCAACAUAACAACCAGCAUUUAUCAUUAUGAAUGAGAGAGGGACUUGAUGACGCAUUAGUUUGAAAGAAAAGAUUACGCGUAACCUAGAUGUCGGUUGCUUCGCAUAUUGUAACUAGUGACAAUUUCAUGCGCAUAUGAUGCGACUGUUAAGUAGAUAGAUAAAGGAGUUCUUGAACCACAAAGGGUGCCUAUAGUUUAGGCAUAAAAAUAUGAAAAAUUUUGAUGUAACGACGACUCGACCGUUUUACGGAGCUAAGCACAGAUCCGUUAAUGGUACGAUUGGAAAUAUAAGAAUAAAGCUUUGCCUUCAAGAUUAUUUUAAGAAUGUGAGAGCUCCAGGGAAGCAGUUUCGCGCAUACUUACAGGUUCAGUAAAUGACAUGACUAUGCAACCUAAUCGUAAACUCGCCUUUUUCUGUUUUCGGUACAUUUGAAAAAAUAAAGGAAAUACUAGUACCAUGUGC
Molecule: messenger RNA, 1347 nt
Organism: Dermacentor albipictus
Lineage: Eukaryota; Metazoa; Arthropoda; Arachnida; Ixodida; Ixodidae
Source: RefSeq, a predicted model, not a curated record